UUGUUCACAUUUGUUCUCUCGUAUUCCGUUGUUCAAAUUAACAUCCGAUAAAUUCAUUUUAUUCUUUUCUAUUCUAUUUUAUCAGGACAGGUACAUACUAGAAAUGGCAAAUGUCAAAAAUGCAACUUCUAUCAAAUGUCCCAAGAAAUCCUGUCAAAUGAUGUGGAUGCUCACAUGAUAAAAUAUGAUUUAUAUAAUACAUAGAUACUGUAAACAUCAUUCGUACAUUUGUACAUAAAAUUUAUACUCACAUUCAUCUCAAAUGAAACCAAUGUGCCGAAUGUGUGUAUUUACUGUGACUCCCCUCCGCUCUCUGGGAGGGUCCUGUAGAUAAACAGGAUGCUGAUUGGCCACACUAACGAGGGUCUGCGAGCCGGUUGGUUCCUGGACAGCGUUCAGAUCUGGGUGCCAGUGCACGGGGUGCAGUACAUGUUCCCCAGUCACCGCUGGCUCUGUAAGGACGAGGCUGAUGGGAAGGUGGAGGUGGAAAUCUAUCCAAGUGAGACGCUGGAGAUAGAGAAAUUGAUCAAUUAUGAAGUUACUGUGGUGACGGGAGACGUGUGGGCCGGAGGAACGAAUGCGAACGUCUUCCUGCAGAUUUACGGUGAGGAGGGAAAAACCGAACUAAUACAGCUGAAGAGCCGAUCCAACAACUUUGAGAGAGGAACCACUGAGAUCUUUAGGAUCGAGGGCCUAGAUGUGGGACGGGUCUAUAAGAUCCGAAUCGGCCAUGACGGCUCAGGAAUAGGAGCUGGAUGGUUCCUGGAGAAAGUGGACAUUAAACGGCUGGUCAUGGCGAUGGUGAAACCAGAGAAGAAAGAGGAGGACAAGAAAGACAAAAAGAAGAAAAAGAAGAAAAAGGAGGAAGAAGAAGAAUCGCCAGGUGAACUGAAGGAGGUUGUUCGAACUUUCAGCUUCCCAUGUGGCCGAUGGCUCGCUCGUGAUGAAGAGGAUGGAGAGAUACUCGUGGAGCUGCGUGCUGAAGAUUACGAAGAUCUGGAGGAGAAUUCAUACGAGGUUCGCGUGUUCACUGGAGAUAUGCUGGGGGCCGGAACUGAUGCGAGUGUUUUCAUCAACAUCUACGGAGAAAUGGGCGACACGGGCGAGAGAAAACUACGCAAGUCAAACCACCUUAACAAGUUUGAGCGCGGACAGGAGGAUGUGUUCACGAUCACUGGGAUGGAUCUGGGGUCCUUGAAGAAACUGAGGAUACGUCAUGACAACAAGCAGGCGAAUGCUGCCUGGUAUCUGGACCGCGUCGAGAUCUUUGAUGCGAAAGAUGAAACCAUGUAUUUUUUCCCCUGUCAGCGAUGGUUGGCGGUGGAUGAAGAUGACGGGCAGCUGGGCCGUGAAUUAGUGCCUGUAGAUGAGGCUUUCAUGAGAAGAGAUGAAGACGAAGAAGAGGAGUCAUCACCUGCUCAACUCGGACUAGAGCAAAAAGCCAUGUCAACCACGUUCACAAUGAGAGUAAAAACAGGGGAGAAGAAGAACGCCGGGACAGAUGCAAACGUUUAUGCUAUUCUUUACGGAACCAAAGAUGACACUGGUAUCAUUAAUCUAAAGUCGUCUAAGAACCAUAGGAACAAGUAUGAGUUGGGACUGAUUGACGAGUUCACCAUAGAGGCAGUGGACAUCGGAAAACUCAAGAGAAUCCGUAUCGGACACGACAACGCAGGUAUUUCUCCAGGCUGGUUUCUGGACUGGGUAGAGAUAGAUGCUCCUUCUCUGGGUCAGCUGCUGCGCUUUCCAUGUGGCUGCUGGCUGGAUAAAGGAAAAGACGAUGGUGCCAUUGUCAGAGACCUGUACCCUAAUGAACUGCAGACAGUACUAUACACACCCUUUGUUCCCUAUGAGCUCAAAAUCUUCACCAGUGAUAUAUUUGCUGCGGGAACGGAUGCAGACGUCGUCAUCAUUCUGUACGGGCAGAACGGAGUGAGUACGUCUCAGAAGUCUCUCUGCGUCAAUAAGAGAGAGAGGAGGAUGUACUUUGAACGAGGGGCGGAGGACAUGUUCAUUGUAGAGUUGGAGGACAUUGGCGAUAUCAUUGAGAAAAUCCGUAUCGGUCACGAUAAUCGAGGGGUGAAUCCUGGCUGGCAUUUAGACCGUGUGGAAAUUCGCCGACUUCUCCGGAAAGGGAAGGGAUCUGAGACCACAAUAUUCCCGUGUGAGGGAUGGUUGGCUCGUUCGGAGGAGGACGGUGAGACGAUUCGAGAGCUGGUGCCGUCUGACAUCAUCGUAGAGAAACUUUCACGAGACGGGACCCUCAAAGUCAUCGAGACAGAGGUGGACGACGCACUGGAGAUACACACAUAUACAGUGAUGGUGACCACGGGGGAUGUGUACGGAGCAGGAACCGAUGCCAAUGUGUUCAUCACUCUUUACGGAGACAUGGGCGACACUGGAGAACGCAAACUCAGCAAGUCUGAGAACAGCAACAAGUUUGAGAGAGGAUCGGUGGACACAUUCACCCUUGAGGCCGUGGAUCUGGGCCAGGUGUUCAAGAUCCGCGUUCGCCAUGACAACAGCAUGCUGAGUGCUGAUUGGUACCUGGAACAGGUGGAAGUGGUGGACCAAGAUACGGAGGAAGUGUUUCUGUUUUUGUGUGAGCGAUGGCUUUCGAGAAAGAAGGAGGACAGACGGAUCGACAGGGUGUUCUAUGUUAAGGGGUAUGAGGGAGAGCGAGAGACUGCCUUCUGUCCAAUUAAAAACGUGACAAAUCUGGACAGCAACAUGAACAAGAAAAACAAGAAACGACAUUCAGAAGAAGAAGAAGACGAGGAAGGAUCGUUGAUUCCCUACCACUUCUCGGUGACGACGGGUUGGGAUCGGGAUGCUGGGACGAGUAGCCGAGUGUAUGUCAUCAUCAUAGGAAAGAAGAACGAAAAGACAGAUCGCCUCUGGCUCAACUCGGAUGGGAAAAACAGAUUCCUGCCUGGAUCCUUGGAUUACUUCACCUGCUAUGGAACUGAUGUUGGCGACAUCAAGAAAGUGGAAUUGGGUCAUGAUGGGGCGACUCCAGAGAGCUGCUGGUUAGUGGAGGAGUUGACAGUUGAUGUGCCGACUAAAGCAGUGCGCUACGUGUUUCCCUGUAAAUGCUGGUUGGCCAAAGACAGAGGAGAUGGACUCACUGCCCGUUUCUUUGAUGUACAGGAUGCAGAACCUGUCAACAUCCCACAGAAGGUGAUCUAUGAGGUAACGGUGAUAACAGGAGAUGUCCAGCACGCAGGUACAGACACACAGAUCUACAUGACUGUGUUUGGAGUCUACGGCACAUCUGAGGAAAUGCUGCUGCCAAAGUUAGAGGACAGGUUUGAACGGGGGCAGACGGACACAUUUAAUCUGGAGAUUGAGGAUAUCGCUCCUUUGAGAAAGAUGAGAGUGCGUAUAGAUGGUUCUGGAAGCAGACCCGACUGGUUCCUGGAAAAGAUCGAACUGCAUAACCUGCAGACGGAUGAAGUGGCGUUAUUUAUGUACGAGGAGUGGCUGUCUCGCUCAUACGGGCCCAAGCGGACGCUUCUGUGCGAGAUGCCUGCAGUAAUAGAUGACGAGGAGAUGGUGGAGCUCACCACCUACACCGUUUCUGUGAAGACCAGCGAUGUAACUGCGGCUGGAACCGAUGCUAAUGUGUGGAUGGUUAUUUUUGGAGAGAACGGUGACACUGGAACGCUGACUCUGAAAGAAAGCAACAACACCAACAAGUUUGAGCGCAAACAGAUGGACACGUUCCGUUUCCCUGACAUCCUCAGCUUGGGCGAGCUCUCGAAAGUGCGCAUUUGGCACGACAACGCAGGCCUGGCUGCAGGUUGGCACCUGGAGUAUGUAGAUGUGCAUGAUGACAUCUUGGGGAAGAAGUUUCGUUUCCAGUGUGACCGCUGGCUCGCCAAGAACGAGGAUGAUGGACAGAUAAUGAGAGAGCUGGCGUGUGCCAACAAUGAUGCAGUGGAUUUUGAUGAAAAAACCAAAUAUGAAAUCUUGGUCACGACAGCAGAUAUGGAUGAUGCUGAAACCAAAGAGAAUGCCUGGAUCGUUCUAGAAGGGAAGAAAGGACGUUCCAAAGAGUUUGUGAUGGAGAACUCGACUAAAAAGAAGCGUUUUUUACGAGGCGCUUCGGACCGCUUUGAGUUCUCCUCCAAGGAACUGGGAGACAUCGCUAGCAUCUGUCUGGGACACAUCCCUAAAGAUGGCAAGAAAGUCAAAGUGGAAGCCUCCUGGUUUGUGGAGCAGGUCGUUGUCACCGAGAAGGAGCUGGGCAAUAAGUAUAUCUUCCGUUGUGACGCCGCCAUCCCUCUCUCCUCAAAACGGGAUGAGUUCCAGACUUUCGAGUGCAGCAAGUUCAUCGAGAGCUUUACCAGCAAGGCCCAAAGCCUCGUACCUGUAAAAUACGAGCUCAUCGUAAUCACUGGUGACGAGAAGGGCGCAGGCACCGACGCCAACGUCUUCAUCACCAUCUUCGGCUCCAAUGGCGACUCCGGCCAGAGGCAGCUUACCAAGAAGUUCCAGAACCUGUUUGAGCGCGGCAAGACCAACCGUUUUAUUCUGGAACUGCUGGACCUGGGUGAUCUGUUCCGCAUGCACGUGGAACAUGAUAACUCCGGACUCAGUCCUGGAUGGCUCCUGAGCAGGAUCGAGAUUACAAACACGGCCAACGCUGUGACCACGAUCUUCAUUUGUGGGAAAUGGCUGGAUAAAAACAAAGCGGAUGGCAGGAUAAAGCGCGUGAUCUAUCCAAAGUAUUGACAUUUAAUCAACCAGUCAAUGGUCCGGUCAGUAUUACUAAUGAAUAUUCAUUAUAUGACAUGUUCAUAUCAACGAUCUUUUGAUUAUUUACACACUAAUGUUGUACCAAACCUGUUUGACUUUCAAAGAUCUCGGUUUGACAAUCAAUGGGAUCCGAUGUUGUUUGGUUCCAAACAUUGUCUUCUUUUGUGUUCAACAAUAGAAAGAAAGCCAUACAGGUUUGGUUGUCCAUUUUUGGGUGCAUUAUCCCUUUAGAGAUGAGGUAACCUCUUUGAUGUUUUCCAGCCACAGCUACAAGUAAACCAUCACUAAGCUGAUGGUUGAAAGAAACCGUUGAAAUGGAAGAGUCCAGUGUUUCUCCAUCUUCCAGAGUGCCACCUCACCAGCGUGCCUCUAAAAGAGUUUGUAUGAUUUGACAGAUGUGUGAAAGUUGUUUUAUUUGUAUUUUUAAACAAUAUUAUUUCGUACAUUGUUACCUCUGUGAGGAGUGCAUGUGUGUGCAACAAGGUUCGUGGAGUAAAACUCAAC
Messenger RNA from Carassius carassius (crucian carp), 5265 nucleotides. Its product is annotated as lipoxygenase homology domain-containing protein 1-like. The transcript has 26 exons. Gene Ontology annotation, molecular function: protein binding. Bases 340 to 4737 code for a protein of 1465 amino acids. Lineage: Eukaryota; Metazoa; Chordata; Actinopteri; Cypriniformes; Cyprinidae. The record is from RefSeq and is a predicted model, not a curated record.